AUGGCUUCAAACCCACCUCAAAGAUGCUGUACUCUAGGUGUUAAGCACGAGGGUACACCAACUGGAUCAACUAUCAAGAUUGCUGAUACCAUUGAGACCUAUAUUGCUGAGCCUAAAGAAAAGGUUCACAAGGAUACUGCCAUUCUUUACCUUCCAGAUGUUAUCGGUAUCUGGCAAAACUCCCAAUUGAUGGCUGAUCAAUAUGCCGCUAACGGUUACUACACCAUCAUCCCCGAUCUCUUUAAUGGCGACCCAAUGUCUCUUAAUCUUCCCGAAGGUUUCGACUUCAUGCAAUGGUUAACCAAGGGUUCUGAUGGAAACAACCCACAUACAUUCCCACAUGUUGAUCCUAUUGUUCAAAAGUCCAUUGACUUCUUGAAGUCUAAGGGAUAUACCAAGAUUGGAGCUGUCGGAUACUGUUUUGGUGCUAAAUAUGUCGCUCGAUUUAUGGCUGAAGGAAAGGGUAUUGAUGUGGGAUAUGUUGCUCAUCCUUCUUUCGUCGAUGAAGAUGAACUCCGCGCAAUCAAGGGACCCUUCUCCAUCGCAGCCGCUGAAACGGAUGAAAUUUUCCCAUCCGAAAAACGUCACAAAUCAGAAGAAAUCCUCAAGGAAAUCGGUGCUACUUAUCAAAUCAAUUUGUACAGUCAAACUGUCCAUGGUUUCUCGGUUAGAUGUGAUUUGAGUAAGAAGGUGGAGAAAUAUGCCAAGGAACAAGCUUUUAUCCAGGCUGUGACUUGGUUUGAUGAGCAUUUGAUUUAG
Messenger RNA from Botrytis sinoallii, 759 nucleotides. RefSeq lists its product as uncharacterized. Bases 1 to 759 code for a protein of 252 amino acids. Gene Ontology annotation, molecular function: hydrolase activity. Lineage: Eukaryota; Fungi; Ascomycota; Leotiomycetes; Helotiales; Sclerotiniaceae. The record is from RefSeq and is a predicted model, not a curated record. The transcript is spliced from 4 exons.